Molecule: messenger RNA, 501 nt
Organism: Astrephomene gubernaculifera
Lineage: Eukaryota; Viridiplantae; Chlorophyta; Chlorophyceae; Chlamydomonadales; Astrephomenaceae
Source: the annotation of a GenBank genome assembly
AAGAGAAAACAUAGCACGUCGGCCAGAGGUCAACAGUUCCUCUGUGCAGGAAACAAAAUGUGUGUCAGGACCAAAGUGCAAACCAAGGCUUUACAUUUCCAAAUGCAGUUAUGUUAAGUAGCAACCACAUCUAAAGCCGGGACCUGGUGCUGCAUCGGAGCUGACACAGAAGCAGGAUGUCGGUUAAGAGAAGCCUGUAUCAUGCCUUCGGUGAGGUGGAGGACGAGGACGAGGAGGAGGAGGCGUCGACACCACCAAGGGCCCCAGCGGCGACAGCAGCCAUUGACCUCUCACAAAGCCCUGUCCCAUUCAUCAACCUGGUGACUCCCGAGCAGCGCGCCGCGGCGGCUACUACCCAAAGCGGUGCGGCCACGACUGUGAUCUACCAUGUUCACUACCACGGCCCAGCACCGGCACCACCCCCGCCGCCAACAAUCCCACGUCAACAAUCCAAGUUCAGCCUUGCAAUUGACGUGGGAUUGUUGACCACGCAGAUCCCAC